AUGAAACCAGGUAUCGUCAAAAAAUUUGAUCUGAUGCCGAUUCAGAAGAAAGCAGUCAAAUUGGUUGAGAAGCUUAAAAAGGACCAAACUCAAAGUGGGCCUCAUACGGGCAUAUUUGUGAUGCCAUGGCUGGCAAAGUUUACGCAGGACGUGAUGUCCCUCUGCUUUUUCAGCCUAGACUUGCAGGCACUUGAUGAGCCGUUAGUAUCCUAUGAGCGACUAUUGUCCGAAAUUAUUCCCUCGAUGUUCAACCGCUGGUACAUGUACUUCCCAAUCUUGGAUAAAGUUGGCCGGUUUCUGGAACCCCGAAAAUCGGCAUUUAAAAACAUCGAAAACUUCGACCGCCUGCUUGAUGGUGUUAUGAGUCACGCGAGUCGCAAUCCUGAAAAGCAGUCUGAUGUCGUGUCCUUUCGGUUGAAACAGGCGUUAGACUCUGGUCAAAUCAACCUCGACCAAUACCAAGCCAAUCUGAGGAUGAUGUUCAUGGUCGGUCAUGACAAUACAGAGUUUCUCCUGACCUCUGCCAUGUGGGAGCUAGGAAAAAGAACCGACGUACAAGAUCGCAUUCGUAAUGAAGCUUCAGGGAUUCCUCACACAGGCAGCGGUGUCGAAAUUAUGAGCAGUCUUCCAUACCUCACAUCCGUCAUAUACGAACUACUACGCCUAUAUGCGCCAGUUGCAUCAAUGAUAAACCAUUCAGUAUCUCAGCCAGGGUAUCUCGGGGGUAAAAUAUUCGUCCAGCCCGGUCCUUAUAUCGGAUGGAACUCAUACGCAAUUCACACAAACCCUCACUUCUGGGGUCCAGAUGCACAUAAGUUCAAGCCCGAGCGAUGGGGCUCUACAAUAUCAGAGAUUCAAACAAAUGUACGACGACAUACCGCCAAGGGAAAUUACAUUCCUUUCAGCAUGCAUUCGAGAAAAUGUUUGGGGCAGGGGCUGGCUCUAUCAGAAACCAAAAUAGCUCUAUUUGAGCUUGCGAAGCGUAUAAAGUGGACAGUAGAUCCUACAUACCAGUUGAAAAUGAGUGGGGUGAGCUGA
Molecule: messenger RNA, 1038 nt
Organism: Talaromyces amestolkiae
Lineage: Eukaryota; Fungi; Ascomycota; Eurotiomycetes; Eurotiales; Trichocomaceae
Exons: 3
Coding region: 1-1038 (345 amino acids)
Molecular function (GO): monooxygenase activity; heme binding; iron ion binding
Source: RefSeq, a predicted model, not a curated record